AUGUUACCAGAUCCAUUCCAAACGAUAUUCCUUGAAUUGCUAAACAAUCAGCAUGCUCCUCUCCCUAUUAAACCAUCUCCUAUACGGAAAAAUCAUAAUGCGUUAUCUGUCGAACGAUUCGGAAGUAGAGUGGAGUGCGCGAUGUGUAAAGCGCCAGUGGAGAGUAAGCGAACAAUGCUCGUCGGUCAUGCCAAGUCCCAUUGCCCUCAAAGACAGUGGCAAUGCCCCCAUUGUGAAACGACGGCCGCCUCCAUUCUAAAACUGAAGACUAGCACGUUCAAAAACGCUCACAGAGAGCGACCGCCGAACCCAUGA
Messenger RNA from Cooperia oncophora, 315 nucleotides. The record is from the annotation of a GenBank genome assembly. NCBI's taxonomy places the organism in Eukaryota, Metazoa, Nematoda, Chromadorea, Rhabditida, Trichostrongylidae.